AUGGCUGCUUCCAUUGAUGACAUUUUCCGGGUUCCAAGAUUACAACUGCCUCCAAACAACUUUGAACCUGAUACCAGCGUAGAAGACCUUCGGUACCUGACCGUGGACCAGGCUUUGGGAGAUCUGGUUCAGUUCAUCCAGCAUGUCAAGAGUGACUCCUUCGAGAAUGGACGUUACAAUGGGCCUUUACACGCACAGGAAGAUUUCCCUGAAUACCUAGAAGUAAUCACAGAAGCGAUCCGCAGCCAAGGCGGCGAAGCAUGUGUGACGACCAUCGAGCAAGCUGUUGAGAGGAUCGUCCAGCAACUUACCACCACCACUGGCCCUGCUACUAUCUCUAACAUGUUCAACACAUGUUCCACAAUCCAGACUACUCCCCUGGACAUGGCCACAUUCUUCUGGUUCGGCAUCACCGAAACCUUCGCGGAUCUGGUGCAAUACGCCACUCCUGGAGACAUCCCUGAAGCUUGUGCUGUCCUAACUGACUCGUCUGUUGAUGAUCCAGUCCAGCGCCUAGCCAACUGGAUCACCAGCCAACCGUUGACGCAGCCCUGCAUCGAGACUCGUUACUCAGUAAUCGUAGAACAACACACGAAUACUAGCUAUGAUGCCCCGGAGUCCGUCAUGCGACUCUGGACGUACCAGACUUGCGUGGAAUACGGCUGGUACCCGACAACCACCAGUAACUACCAGCCUUUCCUCAACACGGUUCCUCUGGAGUACUUCCAUCAGAUGUGCAAAGACUUCUUCUCUUCAUAUUUCGACGAGCAAUUGCUCGCCUCUGGCGUAUGGCGCACGAACGCCUUAUUCGCCGGGCGCCAUCUACCGGACGGCGUGAUAACUGUAGCGGGUGGACACGAUCCUUGGGCGCCUAUGGGACCUAACACCACCCAUGCGACAGAGACGGCGCCUGUGUAUGUGGUGCCUACGGUGUCCCACUGUAGGGCUAUAGAAUCGACAGCGUCGAGCGAGACGGAAGAGCUGGCAAACGCCAAGCGCGCGGUGCUGAGCCAUAUGCAGUACUACAUGACCGGCGAACGAUCUUCCGCUACCACGAGUUUCGCUAGCAUCUUCAGUUUGUGGGUCGUUGUUGCUGCGUUCUUACUCAGAUAGGCAAAUAGUUUAUAGUGAAGACUGCUAGUACAAUAAGGGCCACUUGCACCAACGAAAAUGAUGGGUUAACCCAACAUUUUAUAUGUAAUUUGACAGAUGACAGCCCACUAACCCUGAGUUAAGUGGUUGGUGCAAGUGGGCCUAAUCAUUUUAUUUAAAGCGUUGCCACCAAUCAUUUUCUUUUCAUGAAUGCCCGUUAUACUACAUGCAUCAAUGUAAACUAACCUUUAGUAUGAUGACUACAUGACUGGCGAACCAGCUGGUAAUAUCGUCACUUUACUGGUUACCACUGGAUUAUUACUAAAUUCGUUUCUAUACAAUGAAGUAGUAAUCACUCUUCGGUGUGUUAGCGAGCGAGAAGCUUCACCAGAAUUUGGUGAAAAUAUCCGGUUCGAAUAAAAUAAUCAGUCUACUGAUAAUUUACUUAUUUUUCAAGUAUUUUCUUUGACAACAUAUGUUUAAGUCGUGUAAGGGCAUUUGCAGAAAUUGGGACCAAUGUGACAGUUGUUAACAAAAAUUAACUAGAUGUCGUUAAAAUUAACUAGUGACGAUAAUUAAGAAUAAAAUUUGUCUAAAAAUAAACUUAGCUUAAAUUACUUA
This is a messenger RNA of Leguminivora glycinivorella, 1713 nucleotides long. Its product is annotated as putative serine protease K12H4.7. Gene Ontology annotation, molecular function: serine-type exopeptidase activity; dipeptidyl-peptidase activity. Bases 1 to 1113 code for a protein of 370 amino acids. The transcript is spliced from 9 exons. Gene Ontology annotation, biological process: proteolysis. Lineage: Eukaryota; Metazoa; Arthropoda; Insecta; Lepidoptera; Tortricidae. The record is from RefSeq and is a predicted model, not a curated record.